Suillus subaureus is the source of this 1860-nucleotide messenger RNA. RefSeq lists its product as uncharacterized. The transcript has 3 exons. NCBI's taxonomy places the organism in Eukaryota, Fungi, Basidiomycota, Agaricomycetes, Boletales, Suillaceae. The coding region runs from base 1 to 1860 and encodes 619 amino acids. The record is from RefSeq and is a predicted model, not a curated record.
AUGUCGAGUUUCACGCCAAACCAUGCCCUCCAGAACCCAAAGUUCGAGGGUUACAAACUGGAGGUAAUCUCACAAGAAGACGCUGUGACGCGCUUUGGCCUUGAAUAUAGACCCACACAAGUGGCUAAUUCUGGUCGAUCCCCACUGUCUUUCAAGGAGAUCCAGAGCAGGAUCACACAUAACCACCUGGCCAUGGCAAACGGCAGCGGCAGGUGUCUAUACAUCGACUCAGAGCAUCAUGUUAUCCUCGUCGACUUUACGAACGACAGUCACACACCAUCAUUUACUGUGGUUUAUGAACUUCCCACUCCGAUCAGCGCUCCUGCAUCUGUGCAGGUCCAUCGCGAAUAUCCAUCAGCAGUGUUUCUUGACGCAAGGACUGCAUUCGUCGCCGAUGGCCAAGGGGCACUUUACAUCCUCGGACUUCCUGCAGAAGGAGUUGCUACUAUCCUAGCUGCUUUGAACUUGCUGAUAACACGCAAACUCCUCAUUCGGCUCCGACUCCAUUCCGCAUUCACUCUGUCGCCUAAGUUGUCCGAUAGCGCAGCUAUAGCACUUCUGUCUUCUCGCUUCUAUGGAGACCCUGAAGCUGCUCAAACGCAAUCAAUGGCAAGCCAUGCAUCUGAAUUUGACGUCUGGGCUGCGAGAUUCUCGUUGCCUUUUCCAAACCAGAACAGCGAUCUCGCUCCCAUUGACAUUCUUUGGAGGAGGCGGGGACAGGAUGUACCCAUGCUGACGGAGUAUGACAAUUAUCGAAAAUGCUAUCUACUGGCUGGUAGCUCCGUCUAUCAUGAAGUGGCCCCUAUUCCGCGUCUGGGUGAGGAAUUAGAUGUAGAGACUCUCCCCAGGCCUCCACCAUAUUCCUGGACACAGACAUCUGACUCCGUGACAGUGGCCUUCCCUCUCCCUGCAACAACUCCAACUUCAAGCAUUAAAGUGACAUUUUCCCAAAAGACCUUGACGGUGCACGUCCAAACCACAUCACAUGUUGAAGGCGUCCCUCUUCCCCGCUAUUCUGCUCAACAGCUUUGGGACGGCAUUCAAACCUCCACCAGCUUCUGGACUUGGGAUCGCGAGGGAGAGCACUCAUUUGGAUUGCUCACGUUGCAUCUGGACAAACAGCGUGAAAAUACUCGAUGGAUGCAUGUAUUUGCAUCUGCGGGUACACCAGGCGGAGAGGAGGAAGUUCUAGAAACCCUCGACCCUUCAGAGCUCUACCUCAUCAGAGAGUCGUUGGAGAAGUACACAGCCGCACUCCAAAGUGGGGAGGAUAUGAGCGGGCUUGGACUGGGCCGAGGAGUACCAGCGCUUGCUCAGGGAGAGAUGGAUGAGGAAGUUGACUUUUCAGUCGGACGAGUGGCGUUCCUGACGUGGGUGGAUGAGGAUGGAGGGGUCCCUGUGUGGUCAUCUGGCUUUGGUAAUUCUGCAUGCAACAUUCUUUCGAUCGAUCUUCCUGGAUCGGGUCCAGGAGCAUCUAUGGUUGUGAAGAAUGGUAUUGAUGGCAUCCUGUUCGCAUUGGAUGAAGCACAGGGGGUGGGUUCUCUGCCUACUUGGACGCACAGCUCAACCUUCUCGGCGCUCGCCUUUGUGCUCGCCUCUAAGCGGGAUACACGCUUCACGUAUCAUGUCUCAUCGAAAGCGGUUUUGGCAUUCGAGAACGGCAGUAGGGAUCGAGGAGGGAAUGUAUACAUCUACCGCGGUGGGCGUCCGGGUCAACUUUGGGCAAAACAAAGUGUAUUGAAAGUCGGCGAUGGAAGCGCUGGUUCUCUGUUAGGUGUUGGUACGUUCAAAACGGCACAGGGGCACACGAUUGUCUGUCUGUGCGAGAAUGAGCUAGUGGUGAUGCACAACAUCUUUUGA